Messenger RNA from Dendroctonus ponderosae (mountain pine beetle), 632 nucleotides. Its product is annotated as dopamine D2-like receptor. Gene Ontology annotation, molecular function: dopamine neurotransmitter receptor activity, coupled via Gi/Go; G protein-coupled receptor activity. Gene Ontology annotation, biological process: adenylate cyclase-activating adrenergic receptor signaling pathway. NCBI's taxonomy places the organism in Eukaryota, Metazoa, Arthropoda, Insecta, Coleoptera, Curculionidae. The record is from RefSeq and is a predicted model, not a curated record. Gene Ontology annotation, cellular component: membrane.
AAACGGCGCCCGACAUCGUCCCUGACGCACUUUAACCCUCUAUUCGCGGUCGCGAACGUGGUCAAGCAACAUGAGAAUUUCCUGGACCCAGACCGUAUCCGCAACCUGAUCCGGAUGUUCCGUCCACGGAUGGAUGCGGGAAUGUGGUUCGGUUGCGAGUGGUUCUAGUUGGACGAUGCGAGUGCAAGCAGCCACGAUGGGUUCCACCGAGAGUCCGGACAUCCGAUUCUGGUACAACAGUUCGAGCAACCUCUCCGAUUAUGACUCGCAACCAGAACACUACAUGCUUCUCACUGAGGAUAUCGACCAGUACAUCAGCAAAAUCAAUCUCUCCAACAACUCCUUGGACUUUCCGGUGUAUGUUCCGGCUCAGCUCAACUGCUCUCUGUUUGGUAACGGGACGAACUUGACCUGUUCAACAGGCUCUAUCGGCGAUGCAUAUCGCAAUUACUGGGCACUAGUGUUGCUAGUUGUGCCUAUACUGACUCUCUUUGGAAACGUGCUGGUUAUCUUGAGUGUUUUCAGAGAACGAACCUUGCAAACGGCCACAAACUACUUCAUUGUCAGUUUGGCUCUGGCGGAUCUUCUGGUUGCCGUUGUCGUUAUGCCCUUUGCCGUUUAUGUUCUGGUGA